Messenger RNA from Blastomyces dermatitidis ER-3, 850 nucleotides. RefSeq lists its product as uncharacterized. Bases 341 to 646 code for a protein of 101 amino acids. Lineage: Eukaryota; Fungi; Ascomycota; Eurotiomycetes; Onygenales; Ajellomycetaceae. The record is from RefSeq and is a predicted model, not a curated record. The transcript has a single exon.
UUUUAUUUUAUUUUAUUUAUUUUGAAAUGAAACAGGCGAUCUCCAGGGCCCCUCUCCCCUCACUCAAUGGAUGGAUAUGUGGUAUGCUAACUGAAAGCCCAGUAGACAGAUAGGUAGACAGGUAGACAGGUAGACAGGGGCCUUCCCUGACCGCUUCCAAUCACCCCAUCCGCUCCGCGGUGUCUGCAUAGUUUUUGUCUAGCCUUCCCACUCGGCCCUUUGGGGCCCUGGUAUCUAUCGUAUCAUCUAUCUCUGUUUUUCGUUUUCUGUGUAGUAGAGAAGAAAGGGGGCGGGGCGGCUUAUGGGAUGAUGAUGGAGUCUCUCCAUUGACGUUCAGAUCAUGGAAGAAAACCAACACAACACGUAUGGAUCAUGGAUCAUGGAUCGGGAUCUGUGGUUGCUAGAAAGUUUCCAGCUCCGGUUUCGAAAUAUUAUUUUAGUCAUUGCCAGUCAAAUCGAUCAGAUCGGAGCGGUCGAUGGAGCGGGGCACCCCCUCUCCCCCAAGCUUAACUCUCCUGGCGGUAUGAGUAUGAGUGGAUUUGGAGAAAGGUUAGGUAACGCGGGAACGAGGAGAGGAAUGGAAAGGAGCAAUGACAGGGAGAGAAAGGAGAAAGGAGAAAGGCAAGAAAUUAAAAAGCGCACUUGAGAGGAUCCCGCCUGGCCGCUUGCCGACGAUACUGCAAAGAGAAAGAAAAAGUCACAUUCUCCCCAAUUAAUAAGACACAGAAUGGCGGUAUAGAGCGCAUAUAUCAUAUUCCCCGCCCACCCCAGGCAACCAGGUGGAGCAUACGCAGUACGCUGCGUAUGCAUUUCUUGCAUAGUAUGUAUUCCCGGCUCAAAAGAAAAAAAU